AUGAUGAUGGGCCUGGGUCCCCUGUUGCUGAUCUUCAUGCUGAGUCUGGGUCAGACCCCACUGACCCUGGCUCAGAAUGACAGCAGGUACAGACACUUUGUGGCUCAGCACCAUGAUGCCAAUUCAAAUGGCCACAAUGGCAGCUACUGUGAAACCAUAAUGAGGAGAGGAGGCCCAACUUUACUCUGCAAAGACACCAGUCACAACAUCAAGGUCAUCUGUGAAGAUGAGAAUGGAAUGCCUUACAGAAAAAAAAUCAGAAUAAGCAGGUUUCCUUUCCAUGUCCUACUUGCAGGCAUAAAGAGGGACCCCUGGCCUCCCCGCCAGUACAGAGCCACAUCAGGUUCCAGAGACAUAGUUGUUGCUUAUGAACAUGGCUUGCCCUUUGAUGAGUCCUUGCACUGUCCGUAA
Molecule: messenger RNA, 411 nt
Organism: Pipistrellus nathusii (Nathusius's pipistrelle)
Lineage: Eukaryota; Metazoa; Chordata; Mammalia; Chiroptera; Vespertilionidae
Source: the annotation of a GenBank genome assembly